This is a messenger RNA of Paramisgurnus dabryanus, 4428 nucleotides long. It is a transcript of the gene slc33a2, whose product is annotated as major facilitator superfamily domain containing 3. Gene Ontology annotation, molecular function: transmembrane transporter activity. NCBI's taxonomy places the organism in Eukaryota, Metazoa, Chordata, Actinopteri, Cypriniformes, Cobitidae. Gene Ontology annotation, biological process: transmembrane transport. The record is from RefSeq and is a predicted model, not a curated record. Gene Ontology annotation, cellular component: membrane.
UCUCGCCAUCAUUCCUGUGCUACACUUAGCAGACUGCAGUACCGCUGUUAUGACGGGUGGCACUGUUGAGCUCUAACUGUUGUCCCGGAUGCUGAUUGGUUGUCUGUAUGACGUCACCAGCUCCCGCGGAAGUGUUGUGGAUUGGAAAUAGAGGUUAAAUGCUGCAUCGAGCACAGCGGGAGAAGGAUACAUUUACCUUACAGCCAUGAGCUGAGGCUCUCCAAACCUGUCUGUCCCAAUGAUGAACGACAAGCUGGUGUUUUUGGGGCUCUUGUACUUCAUUCAGGGUAUACCAUAUGGCCUGCAGUCGUCCCUGCUUCCAGUGUACCUGCGAGGUGCUGGCCACUCCCUCACUCGCAUCAGCCUUACCAAAGUCCUCUACUUUCCCUGGGUGCUCAAGGUCCUGUGGGCUCCACUGGUUGACCGCACAGGCACCAAGCGCUGCUGGUUGGUGGGCACGGUAGCCGGCUUGGCCCUUACCUGUUUGUUCAGUGCUACCCUCACCCCUGAUGUUCAGUACAUGGGUGUAGCGGGAUCCCUGCUCGCCAUGAAUAUGCUGGCGUCAGUGCAGGACAUUGCGGCUGAUGGAGCAGCCGUCCGGCUGCUGAGGGGGCAGAGCGAGGUGGGCCUGGGGAACACGGUCCAGGUAGUGGGGUAUAAAGCUGGGUCUGUGUUUGCUGGAGGGGGGCUUCUGGCUGUGAUUGAUGUUGCAGGAUGGGGCUGGAUGUUUGCUCUGCUGGCUUGUGUGUAUGCUGGCGUUGCUCUUUUUGUGUGGGGCGCCCCGGCCUUGGAUGGAGAGUCGGCACGAGGGCAGGCAGAAGGACGGAGAGGGUCGAAGGAGGCCAUUCAGCCCUGGAAGGUGUGGAGGAAACUCCUGUCUGUGCCAGGAACACCAUGGACGGUAUUUUACGUACUCACUUACAAGCUAGGUGAACAGGGGGCGAUCACCAUGUUUCCACUUUUCCUGUUGGACCAUCACAUGACGGCCAGAGAGUUGGGCGUGUGGAACGGAGUGGUUGCCAUGGGCUUCUCCAUCUGUGGCUCCUCAAUUGGAGGCUUUUUACUGUCUCAAUACAGUAUUGGUCUGCUCAUGAGACGUGUGUUUAUGUUGCGGACAUUCAGCAUGGUCUUCCAGAGCUCAUUGCUGGUGGUGCUGGAACCUUCGCCCCUUAUGACAGGUAUGGCAGUGCUAAGUCUGGGUUUGCAGCAUUUCAUAGCCGGCCUCAUCACAACUCUCACCUUCACCGUGAUGAUGAACUGCACGCAGAGAGCCGAAGAGAGCAUACAGGCGACCCACUACAGUUUUCUGGCCACUCUUGAGGUCCUUGGGAAGCUGAGUUUUAGUGCCCUGGCUGGGGGUAUGGUGGACACUGUGGGCUUCCCCAUAGCCUUCAUCCUUUUCCUCUUCCUCACCUCCAGCAGUGCCCUCCAUGUGUGGAGAGCCACAGAGACUGGCAUCCUUAAGGAACAGGUCAAAGGACAACCACAGUGACCAGUAUUAACCAAUCAGAGGGCACGAGUGAGUGAGCAUGUCUGUGUGAAAGAGCAAGACUGAGUCGUGCUGUAUGCAUGGUGUGUAUUAUACUGGUAACCAAACGCCGGUAAAGAAAACUUUUUGCUUUUAUUUACGACAUAACCAGCAGUUACCUUGACAUGAGCCACACAGAGCACUUUCAGCAAAUACCCGUAGCUCAGAAAGACAAUGCAAAACUUAACAGCUGCAUAAACCCUGUACAUUUCAUCAGCAUGAAGAGUGUAAUCACUUUUUCUGAGCCAUGAACGUACACCUAUGGUACAGUAUGCCUACAGUAGGUUUAAAAUUAAAACAAAUAUAAAUAAAUUCAAUCUGCUAUAAUGAAAAAUGACAAUUACACAGGGAAAAGGUACAAAAGCUAUCACUGGUGCGGUACCCUUUCGAAAAGUACAUAUUUGUACCUCAAAGGUACAUAUCUGUACAUAAUGGUACAUUUUAGGACUUUUUUAAAAGGCACCAUCCCAUUGAAAGCUUUUUAACUUCUGACGGGGCAGCUGCUUUAGAAAUAUUGUUUGGUGAAAGAUUUGAAGAUUUUUAGGAAUUAAGUUUAGUUUGACAUUGAUCAUUUACACAUUCCAUCAUGUAGAGCAUUUAUUGAACUUGAAGGGGACAUAUCAUGAAAAUCUGACUUUUUCCAUGUUUAAGUGCUAUAAUUGGGUCUCUCCAGUGCUUCUGUAAACCUUAAAAAUGUGAUGUCAUAAGGGGAAAUACCACCCUUUAUUUGCAUUACCCAACCAUGGGACUGCAAUUUACUGCAGAGAUCAGCUCAAUUGCAUUUUAAAGGACACACCCACAAUGGCACAUUUUUGCUCACACCUACAAAGUGUCAAUUUAAACAUGUUAUAAUAAAUUAUCUAUAUGAUAUUCUGAGCUAAAUCUUCACAUACGUACUCUGGGGACACUAAAGUUUUAUUUGACAUAUUUAAAAAGUCUUGUGAAAUGUCCUCUUUAAAUUUAAAGCACAAACUCAUUGAAUUUCCUCGUGUCAUGAAUGUUUGGUACUGUUCUGGGGGCUGAAAUGGUAUUGCUUAGUGGGGUGUUUGUGUGGAUUCUUAAUGCAAUACUUGUGUUAAAGUGGUCAUAUCAUAAGACGUCAAAUGCUUUUCCUGAUCUUUAAGAGAAGCUUGUUGUACUAUAAAAGCAUUAUGUAAUCUUAAGAAGUAUCCUUCCUCUGUUAAAAAAUUACAAAUUAAAAAUGACAUAUUUAGUAGGUAUGCACCAAUACAAAUUUCUGUGCUGGUACCGAUAUUCGAUUACUUAAAAUGACAUCUACCGAUACCGAUAGAUACAGAUAGUUUGUCCUGAAAUCCUACCAGUGCAGAUCAGAAGUACAAACUGCAACUCUGUUGUCAUUGUCACCCAAUUCAAGUUAUCACACAGCAUGAGUUUGAUGCAUUUUCACCCUUCUUGAUUGUCAGGAUAAUAAUCGACCCUGAUCAUUGGCUGUUUUUAAACAGUUGUUCGAUGUCUGAUAGUGGGGAAAAUUGCUUUUGUCUGCCGAUAUCGAUUAUAGGCAAAUAUAUUGGUGCAGCCCUAAAAUUUAUACGAAAAAUGUCUUUUCUUGCACUUGAAACCUAGCCCAUUGUCAUAGUCCCUGAGCAAUUCACUCAGACGUUUACAUGCUUAAAACGUUUGAGGACAGAUUGUUAUGUGAACCUUAUCUUACAAUAUCUUACAGGCCGAUAAAGGGUUGAACAGCGCAAACAAUAUUAGACCCAACAGCAAGCCCUCAACCAGUGUGUAUCUUAUUUCAGUGUGGAGGAGGUUUACAUAGAAGUCUUAAAGAGACGACUUCAUUUAUUAAUAUUAUUAAAAUACAGAUCCUAAAUAGUCGACAUACAACAUACAACUUUUGUUGGUAAGCGGACCUCAGGGAAAUAUGAUAUGACCACUUCAAUGUCUAUAAAAUACUGUAGAUUGAAACAGUUGAAUACAUCAUGCUCAUAUUUUUGAGCCGAUACUGCAUUCAUUGAAAUGUUAUUUUUUUAUAAUGACUUUUAUUUUUUGCAUUUACUAUGCAGUGACACAAAAAUGUAUUUAUGGUUAGCUUCUUAUCUUACCUGACAAAUAAUUUUGUUUGAGGUUGUCAAGUGGAUUGAAAUAUUGCCAUAAUGAAUUGACAUCUGAAAUAGUGGUGAAGAAUUUUGGGCAACUGCGUGUACACUGAAAAAAAAUUAUUCAUUGAAAUUAAUACUUUUUUUUUAAGGUAAGUGGUUGCAAUCUAUUUAUUUAAGCUACAUUUAAACAAAAGUUUUAUAUUUUAUUUUACUCUACUUUUUUGUUUAAAUGUAGCUUAAAUAAAUUGAUUGCAACCACUUACCUUAAAAAAUUGAUUCAAUUCAAUUAAUCAUUUUUUUCAGUGUAGUUUCAUUGUUUGACAACCACCUUUAGGUUUAUUUUCUACAGCUUUUAAGUUUGAAUUGCCUUAUUUUUUAUUAUGUAUCAUAGAGCCAAAAAUGUUGAGAUAUUGUUUUGACUUCUGUAGGGUGAAAUGAGGUUUCCAUUACCCAAUAUAUUCAAGAUGCAUAGAAACUACACUGUACUUUAAUUUAUACAAAUGUUAUGUAGUUUUGACAUAGAUUAGAUAUGGAAAGCAGAAGAAAGGCAUGAAAUAUCUAUUAUGUUAAAUAUUCAUUAUCUUAAAGACAACAUUACAUUUCCUAAGAGCACAUUGCGCACAGAAGACUGCUAAUUCAGCAUAUAUACAGUAUCAAUAUAGUAAUAAUAAUAAUAAUAUUAUUAUUUAAUGUGAAUAAUACAAUAAUAUAUUUUUAAAGGUCAACAAACCAUGCAAAAAUAAAGUAAUGGGAUCAUUUAAUUUUUCUGUUAAACCCUAUUAAGCAAACAACGUUACCAAACAAUGAACCAUCUUUAGCAUAUAAUAAAAGCAAUUA